Messenger RNA from Sphenostylis stenocarpa, 716 nucleotides. The record is from the annotation of a GenBank genome assembly. Lineage: Eukaryota; Viridiplantae; Streptophyta; Magnoliopsida; Fabales; Fabaceae.
GGGUCAUAGAAAGUAAAUUCAAGCUCUCUCUCGACGACCCAGACGCGUCUCUCUCGUCGUGGAACUCAAGGGACGCCACCCCUUGCAACUGGUAUGGAGUGACAUGUGCCGGCGACACUUCGAACACCACUGUAACAGCAUUUGACCUGUCGGACACCAACAUCGGAGGCCCAUUCCUCACCAACAUUCUCUGUCGUCUCCCCAACCUCCUUUCCAUAAACCUCUUAAACAACUCCAUCAACCAAACGCUCCCUCUCGACAUCUCCCUCUGCCGCAAUCUCCGCCACCUCGACCUCUCCCAGAACCUCCUCACCGGUCUCCUCCCUGCCACGCUCCCGCUUCUCCCCAAUCUCCGCCACCUCGACCUCUCCCGCUCCUCCCCAACCUCCCGCUUCUCCGGCCCCAUCCCGGACUCCUUCGGAACCUUCCAGAACCUCCAAGUCCUCUCCCUCGUCUCCAAUCUUCUAGAAGGCACCAUCCCCCCCUCCUUGGGCAAUGUAUCCUCUUUGAAAAUGCUCAACCUCUCUUACAACCCCUUCUUCCCGGGUUGGAUCCCUCCAGAGCUUGGGAACUUUACCAACCUCGAGGUUCUCUGGCUUACCCAAUGCAACCUCGUUGGCGUCAUUCCAACUUCUCUCGGGAACCUCAACAAACUACAGGACCUCAACCUCGCGCUCGUUAUUAAUAUCAGGGUGCGGAAAACCUGGGAUAGUUAG